AUGAAGAGUGCUGUUAUUAAAAAUACACCUGUGAAAAAGCGAAAUUCAGGUAAUGGCUCUUAUAGUAUUCAAAAAAACAAUUCUACUCCAUGGUGGGACAGCGAUUGUGACAGAGAAGUUAGGAAAAGGAAGGUUAGAAAAUUUAAAUCGAGAUGGGUUAAUACUGCUUCAAAACCACCUGAACAGGUGCAACGUUUGGAGCAACAGGCAGUAAACAAGAUCUGUCCGCCAUGGGUACCCACGGCUCCAGCAGACAACAUACAAUCAUCGGUUAAUCAUUUUCUGGACAAUCCAUUUGAUUUUACAGAAUUGUUACGUGCCAUUAGUCAGUGUAAGAGUUCUUCCGCUCCGGGACCUGAUCAGGUUGACAAUAAAAUGUUCCAGCACUUAUCUAGUAGAUGCAAGCUAAAACUUCUGGAAAUUUAUAAUGCCUUAUACAAGGAACAUAUUUAUCCACAAGACUGGAAGAAAUCUUCAAUUUUCUUCAUUCCUAAAUCUAAUGGCAAGCAACUUAGGCCUAUCACACUUUCGUCUUGUGCAUGUAAAUUAAUGGAGAGACUUAUCAACAAUAGACUUCAAUAUUGGUGUGAGUAUAAUAACUUUAUCCCGCAAAUGCAAGCAGGAUUCAGAAGGGGUAGGUCCUGUCAGGAUAAUUUAGGGAUCCUGACUACUAUGGCAGAUAUUGGCCAUCGUACAAAUAAUUAUACCAUGGUAGCUUUAUUGGACAUAAAUAGUGCCUUUGAUAAUGUACAAAGAGACAUUUUAUUGGAAAAACUAAGAGAACUUUAUAUCACGGGUAAUGCUUUUAGUUUCAUUGAGACCUGGUUAUCUGAUAGAAACAUUUUCUUCCAAGGUAGUGAUUUUCUAGAAAAUCAGUAUCAAAACAUGAGGGUGCAUAAGGGGGUACCACAAGGUGGAGUUCUAAGUCCGCUCCUCUUCAGUUUAUACAUCAGUAAUUUAGCAGAUAGCAUACCAGAAGGGGUGAUAAUAACUCUCUUUGCUGAUGAUAUAGCAGUUAUAGCACAGAACAAACAUCUACACAUAGCAAAAUCCCUACUACAAAAUGCAGUCAACAUAAUAAAUUUUAACCUGAAUAAGAUUGGUCUACAGCUCACUGCGGAAAAGACAAGAACAUGGUGGGGAUGUGAUCCUCAAUCUUUGUUAUUGGUUUAUAAGGCUUUAAUAAGAUCAAAAAUGGAAUAUGGCAGUACGUGGUAUUUCCCAACUGAUGUUAGAUCUAGGAAUGUUUUGGAGGGAAUUCAGAUGGAAGCUUUAAGACUGGCGAUGGGUUAUAGAAAAUCCACUCCAACAAAUGUCAUAUUGGCAGAAACUAAGAUACUUAAUUUUAAGGACAGAACCAUAUACCUAGGUUCAAAAUAUAUUUUGAAAUUAUUAACCAAUAGUUCAAAUCCGAUGGUUAAUAUACUUUCGGAUUUUUGUGUGAUUUAUAAAAAUGAAAGUAUUUCUUUCAAUUCCAAGCGAAAUAGAGAUAGGCCUUUAGUGCACAUCAUCAAACUUAUUGAGGAGUAUAUUCCUCUUCUGAACAGACUUCCAAAUCUGGUGACCAAUACAAUGGCAUAUUCUUCACAACUCGUGCAAUGCUCUUUGGAAUCUGUGUUCAUUUCUGAAUCAAGGAAUUCUUUAAACACAAUAGACAUUUUUCAGGAUACAAUACUUAAUAAAUACUCAGGACACAAAACAAUAUUCACUGAUGGAUCUAAGUCGGAUGGAUUUCCAGCUGUAGGUGCAGCGUGUAUCAUUCCAGCAGACAACUUUAUUGCUAGAAUGUCUAUUCCUAAACAGUCCUUGGUGUUCACUGCUGAAUGCAUUGCCCUGGAAAUGGCCUUAUCUUAUGUCUAUAAUCAUCAACAGGGAUCCUAUGUUAUCUGUACAGAUUCACUCAGUCUAGUACAAGCCUUGAUAAGGCCAGGGGUUAAGCCGUUUACAAACAUUCAUUUAAUCAACAUUAAAAACACACUCAGACUAAUUAAGGAGGAAUCACCCGAUGUAGGGAUUACUUUUAUGUGGAUUCCUUCUCAUAAGGGUAUUCCGGGUAAUGAGCUGGCAGACAGUGAGGCUAAGGCUGCAUCUCAUUUGGAAGUUUUGGAUAUUUUUAGUGUCCCAUGCACAGACAUAUUUCCUUUAUUAAAACAAAAAAUAGUGGAAAGGAGUCAAAAUGAGUUGGUAGGUCAAGCCAUAAAGAAAGGAGCCGUAUAUUUUAACAAUUACUUCUCUGGGAUUAAUUCUAAGCCGUGGUUCCAUAAUAAAAAACUCUCUAGACAUAUAACGGUUUGGAUAAAUAGAGCCAGGUCAAAUCAUUUUAAUUUGAAAAUAUCAUUGAAGAAAAUCAAUGUUGUGCAGGAUACGAAGUGUCAAUGUGGGCAUUUCAUAGAAGAUAUUGAUCAUGUCCUGUGGGAUUGUACCGUGUUUCAGCAACAUAGGAAAGAGAUGCUGAAUAGAUUAAAGUGUUAUAUUGUUAGCUAG
Messenger RNA from Megachile rotundata (alfalfa leafcutting bee), 2484 nucleotides. RefSeq lists its product as uncharacterized. Gene Ontology annotation, molecular function: nucleic acid binding; RNA-DNA hybrid ribonuclease activity. The record is from RefSeq and is a predicted model, not a curated record. Gene Ontology annotation, biological process: DNA replication, removal of RNA primer. Lineage: Eukaryota; Metazoa; Arthropoda; Insecta; Hymenoptera; Megachilidae.